Raphanus sativus (radish) is the source of this 1017-nucleotide messenger RNA. Its product is annotated as glyceraldehyde-3-phosphate dehydrogenase GAPC2, cytosolic-like. The record is from RefSeq and is a predicted model, not a curated record. Lineage: Eukaryota; Viridiplantae; Streptophyta; Magnoliopsida; Brassicales; Brassicaceae. The transcript has 7 exons. The coding region runs from base 227 to 694 and encodes 155 amino acids. Gene Ontology annotation, molecular function: NAD binding; oxidoreductase activity, acting on the aldehyde or oxo group of donors, NAD or NADP as acceptor.
AAAAAAAAGAAUCGUCUUCCUCCUUUCUCAACAUUGAGACGCCGCCGGAGAAAAAUCACGUUGGCUGAACCAUCACCGUCACACUCUAAACUCUCAAGAGAUUGAACGUCGGCUUAAAGCUGUCAUCGCCGCCGCCGUCAUAGAGCUCUGUCAUCGCCGGAGACAAAUCUGAACCGAUCCAAAUUUCCUCUGAAUAUUCUCAAAGACGCUCUUAGUCUCAGACACGAUGACUCCGCACUUCUGUAGCUCGCAUUCGUCAAGGGUCCAAGAGAAGGCAAAACUCUCGAGUACAAACCUGGAUUCACUGUUCGGAUCGGCCGAAUCGUUCGAGACCUGCAUGUUUAAGUACGACAGUGUUCAUGGUCAGUGGAAACACCAUGAAAUUAAGGUUAAGGAUGAGAAGACUCUUCUCUGUGGUGAGAAGCCUGUCACCGUCUUUGGCAUCAGGAACCCUGAGGAUAUCCCAUGGGCUGAAGCUGGAGCUGACUUCGUUGCUGAGUCUACUGGUGUUUUCACAGACAAGGAUAAAGCUGCUGCUCACUUGAAGGGUGGUGCCAAAAAGGUUUUCAUCUCUGCCCCGAGCUCGAUCGUACUGUAUGAAACUUGUCAACCUUUCAUGCUUAUGUUAGUUACCACGUCAUGUGCUCAGAGGGAUUUAUGCAUACCAGGAUGUGACGUCGUGUGGAAUCUAUGAUUCAGGCUCUAGAUCAAGCAAAACCAUUGGAGAAAACAAGAUCCAUGAACAAAAAGUCAUUUAAACGGCUGGGACUGAACGAUGUCAAUUCCAAGUAGUUCCAUCUCUCAUGAAGCUUUUUUUUUUGUAAAACCUUGUGAGUAGCUAUGACAUGUUUUUUUCUGAAUUAAGUCUUUGUAAUAUUUUUAGUUUGGUUUAAGAUUGGUUUUCUUAGUACAAUUCUUUCACAUGUUUCUGACUACAUGUAAUAAUGUGAUGUUAAGCUUUUGGCAUUUUCAGGAUGGGUUUCCAGAAAAAUAAAAUGAGUGUGUUUUCUUGCAUAA